AUGAACGCUGAGAAAAUAAAGAAGCUCCAGGCAGCUUCUGAGGCUGUUCGUACUGGAGGAAAGGUCAGAAUUUUAUUUGAUUUGCGGUUUUUAGGCAAUAUCAGUAAUUUUUAUCUUUAUGUAAUUUUAGGGAACCGCCAGAAGAAAGAAGAAGAUUGUACAUAAAACCGCUGCCACCGAUGACAAGAAGCUCCAGAGUAAUUUGAAGAAGCUCUCCGUGACCAACAUUCCCGGUAUCGAGGAGGUCAACAUGAUCAAGGAUGAUGGAUCUGUUAUCCAUUUCAACAAUCCGAAGGUGCAGGCUUCGGUUCCUGCUAACACAUUUUCGGUUACCGGAACUGCUGAAAACAAACGUACGUUUAUAAUGCAUUGCUGUUGUUCUAUAUUUUCAUGGUUAAUCUUGUGUUUUUUUUAGAAUUGACGGAAAUGCUCCCAGGAAUCUUAAACCAAUUGGGUGCUGAAUCACUGACCCACUUGAAGAAGCUGGCCAACAAUGUUACCAGCCAAUACAAAGCGGGAGAAGAAGAAAUACCAGGUAAUUAUUGGUAUUAAGGUUACUGUUGAGAUUAAUAUGCACAUACUUACAAGUUUUUUUAGAUCUCGUUGGCGACUUCGAAGAAGCCUCAAAAACAGAAGCCAAGGCUGAGGAGAAACAAGAGGCCUAG
This is a messenger RNA of Bursaphelenchus xylophilus (pine wood nematode), 665 nucleotides long. Lineage: Eukaryota; Metazoa; Nematoda; Chromadorea; Rhabditida; Aphelenchoididae. The record is from the annotation of a GenBank genome assembly.